AUGAAACUAGAAAAUAUGGAAAAGAAUAAUUUUGGGGAUAAAGCUUUGGCGGCUGAAACUUUCUUGGUUAAAAUUCCCGGCAGUAAAGCCCUGGCAAAAGUUUCAUGUCGUUGGAGGCUUUCCACGCCAACGACGGGUGCGGAUGCGGAUGCGCCUCAAUAUUUUCAGUCACUUGAUCUGCUGAUGGAAAUCGUUCCUAUCUCGUGUAUCAAUGAGCCAUGUGAGGACAGGAAAAACGGAGGCCUUAUUCCAUAUGCCACUGGCACCACCCUUGAGACACUUGUCCGUGCGUGCUGCACGAUUCAAGCGUCAGUCAAUCAAGUCAAAGCGGCAGCAAAGGUGAUACUUGUUCCCCGCAACGGGUACCUAUGUAGGAGUGAUAUUCUCGAACUGAGAAUGCGGCAUUCUCAAUUUGUCGGCUCAGUCAUUCGGUUCCCAGGUUCCAAUGGGUAUUUUUCGCCGAUCACAGACCAAGCUGAAGGGAAUCUUCUUGUUCUAUUGUCUUCUUCUCCUGGAGCUUUGAUUGUGAAGCCGUCUCCAGCAUCAGAUUACGAAACACUAGAUUUGAUCGAGGGAGAGCUGAGAGUUCGCCUGUCUUUCGAUUGGGUGCUUCCUACUGAACCGGCAGUACGCAAAUUAGCCUUGGUAGGAGGGCGCCCUCAGUUCAACGAGAAGAACAAAUCGUUUGGUCACGAAGGAACAUUUGAAGCAGCCCUGGGCCUGGGUAUAUCGAUAACUGUCGUCGAUCGACCGGGGCAUUGGCUCGAAGGGAAAAAGUAUUCUUAUCUAAGAGAUGACUUUAUACCUGUUGAUGUGAUUAACGAUGCAAAUCUACCGUCAAGGAUUGCUGAAGUAUUGAAAGAAAGGAAGAUUGAUGGAAUUGUUACGUUUUCAGAUGAAUUCGUGAUCGCGACUGCGAAAGCUGCGGGAAUAUUGGGUCUUCGAACCGAGCCUAUACAAGCAAUCGUGCAUGCCCACCACAAGUAUGAGAUGCGCAAAUUACUGGACUCCAAUACCCAAACGCUGCGACUGGAUAAUGCGGCGCAACUGGAUGACCCUUCCGUGGCCCAAAGGGUUAGAGAUAUGCAAUUUCCUUUAGUUGUUAAACCGUGUCGGGAUGGCGCCUCCCGCGGCGUCAAGAAAGUUGGCAACUAUUCGAGUAUGUGCCAGGCAGUACAGCAGCUAGAAGAAUGCGGCUUUUCGAAGUACGGGAUUCUCCUCGAGACGUAUAUUAAUGGCCCAGAGGUAGAUGCCAACUUUGUUCUUUGGGAUGGGGAGGUCCUUUCUUCGAAAUAUCAGAUGAUUUCCCAUGCCAGGCGGAUGCAAAUGAUGCGACAAUUGCAGAUAAUUUCGCUGAAACUAUGA
This is a messenger RNA of Arthroderma uncinatum, 1365 nucleotides long. RefSeq lists its product as uncharacterized. The coding region runs from base 1 to 1365 and encodes 454 amino acids. The transcript is spliced from 2 exons. The record is from RefSeq and is a predicted model, not a curated record. Gene Ontology annotation, molecular function: metal ion binding; D-alanine-D-alanine ligase activity; ATP binding. Lineage: Eukaryota; Fungi; Ascomycota; Eurotiomycetes; Onygenales; Arthrodermataceae.